This is a messenger RNA of Camelina sativa (false flax), 899 nucleotides long. RefSeq names its product single-stranded DNA-binding protein, mitochondrial. Lineage: Eukaryota; Viridiplantae; Streptophyta; Magnoliopsida; Brassicales; Brassicaceae. The record is from RefSeq and is a predicted model, not a curated record. Gene Ontology annotation, cellular component: mitochondrial nucleoid. Gene Ontology annotation, molecular function: single-stranded DNA binding. Gene Ontology annotation, biological process: mitochondrial DNA replication; positive regulation of helicase activity.
ACAAUCACUUUCUCCGCUCUUUAGGGUUUAAGACGUUAAACCCAGAAUCCAACAUUCAUCGUUGGAAUUCGAUUUCGAAAAUCUCAGUGAAAGAUCGAAAAAUGGCGAAUUCAAUGACUACCCUUUCGAGAAGACUCUACAGAUCUCUUCUCUCGAACCCUAGAUUUUCUCAAGCUUCCAUGUCCUUCUGCACCAACAACAUCUCUUCCCGAGAAGACUCCGAUUUCGACGAGUUAUCAGCUAACUCAGACACUGAAUCUCACAUUGAACCCAAGGCUUCAGACCCAGUUUCUCGCUUCUCCGGAGAAGAACGCGUUAUGGAAGAGCGUCCACUCGAAAAUGGCCUUGACUCUGGCGUUUUCAAGGCAAUAUUGGUGGGGCAAGUGGGUCAGCUUCCUUUGCAGAAGAGGCUGAAGAGUGGAAGAACAGUUACUCUCUUCUCUGUUGGAACUGGUGGGAUCAGGAACAAUAGGAGACCGUUGAUUAACGAAGAUCCGAGGGAGUAUGCAAGCAGGUCUGCAGUGCAGUGGCACCGUGUGUCUGUUUACCCUGAACGAUUAGCUGAUCUUGUGUUGAAGACUGUUGAACCAGGUACAGUUGUCUAUUUGGAGGGUAAUCUAGAGACGAAGAUAUUCACUGAUCCUGUCACUGGUUUGGUUCGACGUAUAAGAGAAGUUGCUAUUCGUAGAAACGGCCGAGUUGUGUUUUUAGGAAAAGCUGGUGAUAUGCAGCAACCAAGUUCUGCUGAGCUCAGAGGCGUUGGCUACUACUGAUUUCUAACAAAUAAAUUGUCAUAAAGGUACACUAUCUGCUAUUGUAGCUUCACUUCUGUUGUCUCUUCUUGUAACUUGAAGGUUUGGUUUAGUGUGUCUUUGUCUUCUAUUGCCAUUGGCUUUUUU